Molecule: messenger RNA, 4827 nt
Organism: Cyclopterus lumpus (lumpfish)
Lineage: Eukaryota; Metazoa; Chordata; Actinopteri; Perciformes; Cyclopteridae
Gene: pum1
Product: pumilio RNA-binding family member 1
Exons: 23
Coding region: 123-3665 (1180 amino acids)
Biological process (GO): miRNA processing; regulation of mRNA stability
Cellular component (GO): cytoplasm; cytosol
Molecular function (GO): mRNA 3'-UTR binding
Source: RefSeq, a predicted model, not a curated record
UGCAGCGCUCUCGCCUGCUCCUCCGUCGAGCCGCCAUGUUGUCGGAGUGAAAGCUUGGGGUAUCAGAGAAAAACUGGGGCUGAAAUCCGCGUCCAUCCUCCCUCUCCGCCGGCUGUGGUGGAAUGAGCAGUGUGUGUGUGUUGAAGAGGAAAGCAGUGCUCUGGCAGGAUUCAUUCAGCCCCCACCAUAGAAGUACAUCUCCCAGCAUGCCCGUGGUGCUGAGCAGCGGAGGACAUGCCCCUCCAACAGGGCAGAUACCUCAAGCCACACCCCCCAGCCAGCAGGGUGUGGCGGGUGCUGGACGUUCCCAGGAUGAUGCCAUGGUAGACUACUUCUUCCAGCGGCAGCACGGUGAACAACCUGGCAAACAUCGCUGGCCCACUGGAGACAACAUCCAUGACAGCCAGGUGCGAUCCAUGGACGAGCUGAACCAUGACUUUCAGGCUCUGGCUCUGGAGGGCCGCGCCAUGGGAGAGCAGCUGCUAACUGGUAAGAAGUUCUGGGAGACGGAUGACUCUGGGAAGGACGGACCAAAAGGGAUCUUUCUGGACCAGUGGAGGGACAGUGCAUGGGGUGCCUCAGAUCACUCCGUGUCUCAGCCAAUCAUGGUGUCCCGUCGGCAAGGGCAAGGUUUUCAUGGCGGUAGUGAAGUCGGGGUGGGCUCGGUGAUGUCACCGCGCUCUGAGAGUGGAGGGCUGGGAGUUAGCAUGGUGGAGUAUGUCCUCUCCUCCUCGCCCGCUGACAAACUGGAUUCCUGCCUCCGAAAAGGACCUUAUGGACAGAGGGAUGGAGAGGUGGAGGAGGGGAAGAGGGAUAAGCCAAAGGCAACAUUUGAAGGAGAGAAACUGAAAGAGUUGACAGAAGUUGAAGCUGAUGUAAUCAACGAUGUCAUCAACCCCAAUGGGCUGCCCGUGCAGAACGGCCUUGAUGUCGAUGUCAAAGAGUUUGGACGUCCCCAAGGCCACAUGCCGGUCCCUGGUCCUGAGGGUGACCUGCUUGGAGGUCCCGGAGGUGUAGGGGUUGAUGGCAUGACACCCAUGGGAGGUGGUGGAGGCCCCAAACCUCCUGAAGACUUCUCUGGCGUGGAACAAGGUGGUGUCUCUAUGGACCCCAUGGAGUCUGUGAUGGAGCCGCUUCAGUUUGACUACAACUCCCAGAUGCCCAUGGACUCAGCACCCACCGUGGGCUUAUUUGAUUACGCCAACCAGCAGCAGCUGUUUCAGAGAAACAACGCCCUAGCAGUGCAGCAGUUAACAGCAGCCCAGCAACAGCAGUACGCCUUGGCAGCAGCACAGCAGUCUCACAUUGGUCUGGCCCCAGCAUUUGUGCCCAAUCCUUACAUCAUCAGUGCUGCUCCACCAGGGACCGACCCCUACGCAGCUGGACUAGCAGCAGCCGCUACACUCGGUCCGGCAGUGAUGCCUCCCCAGUACUACGGUGUGACCCCCUGGGGGGUCUACCCUGCCAACCUUUUCCAGCAGCAGGCUGCUGCAGCCAACAACUCGGCCAAUCAGCAGGUGGCCAACCAGGGCCAGCAGAACCAACAGCAGGUGAUGCGAGCCGGGGGCAACCAACGACCUUUGACCCCCAGCCAGGGUCAGCAGGGUCAGCAGAAUGACCAGAUGGUUGCAGCAGCAGCAGUCAACUCAGCCCUUGCCUUUGGGCAGGGAUUAGCAGCAGGAGUCCCGGGCUACCCAGUCCUGGCUCCUGCAGCCUACUAUGAUCAGACAGGGGCCCUUGUGGUCAACACUGGAGCUCGGAGUGGCCCUGUCCGCCUCAUGGCCCCAGGCUCUGUCAUUAUAUCUCCUUCCGCAGCACAAGCAGUUGCAGCAGCAGCAGCCUCCGCAAGUGGUGCCAACGGUGGUCUGGGCGGUGGGGCCAACGGUUCCUUUCGUGCCAUGACGUCCCAGCAGCCUCAGCAGCAGGGUGGCCCCGGUGGGGCUCUGGGAGGAAGCUCCUUUUACGGAUCUUCCUCCCUCAGCUCCUCCUCCCAGAGUUCCUCCCUUUUCUCACAAGGCUCUGGUCAGCCAGGACCAGGGUCUGCCUCUUUGGGCUUCAGCCAGCAGGCCUCCUCCUCCCUCGGUGCCACACUGGGGGCCACGCUUGGAGGCUUCGGCACUGCAGGUAGGACUACACCUUUCCCACGGAGUCUACUGCUGGAGUCUUAUCAAAGCGUGGCCAACUCAAGUGGUGGCAGCGGUUCCAGGCGGGACUCCCUGACGGGCAACAGUGAGCUGUACAAACGCACACCCUCCAGCCUCACCCCGAUUGGACAUGGAGGCUUCUAUAAUGGCACCUUGGGUUUUAGUCCUUCCCCUGGUCCUGUGGGCAUGCCCCUACCCAACCAGGGCCCCUCCCAUUCCCUCACACCCCCGCCCUCCCUAUCUAAUCACAGCUCCUCCUCCAACCUGAAUCUUGGAGGCCUGACCAAUGGCAGUGGGCGUUUCAUCUCUGCAGCUCCAGGAGCAGAGGCAAAGUACCGCAGCGCUGCCAGCUCAGGCUCCUCCCUCUUUUCGCCCAGCAGUCAGCUGUUCCCUUCGUCACGGCUACGCUACGGCAUGUCUGACGUGAUGCCGUCAGGCCGGAGCCGCCUGCUAGAGGACUUCAGGAACAACCGCUACCCCAACCUGCAGCUCAGAGACAUUGCAGGUCACAUCAUGGAGUUCAGUCAGGACCAGCACGGCAGCAGGUUUAUCCAGUUGAAAUUGGAACGAGCCAGUUCAGCGGAGCGCCAGCUCGUCUUCAGUGAGAUAUUGCAGGCAGCCUACCAGCUAAUGGUGGAUGUCUUUGGAAAUUACGUCAUCCAGAAGUUCUUUGAGUUUGGCAGCCUGGACCAGAAGCUGGCUCUGGCAGAGAGGAUCCGAGGUCAUGUACUGUCUCUGGCCCUGCAGAUGUACGGCUGCAGGGUCAUUCAGAAAGCUCUGGAGUUUAUCCCCUCUGAUCAGCAGGUCAUUAGUGAGAUGGUUCGGGAGCUGGACGGCCAUGUUUUGAAGUGUGUGAAGGACCAGAACGGUAACCACGUGGUGCAGAAAUGCAUCGAGUGCGUUCAGCCUCAUGCGCUGCACUUCAUCAUAGAUGCCUUUAAGGGACAGGUCUUUGCCCUCUCUACUCACCCUUAUGGCUGCCGAGUCAUUCAGCGCAUUCUCGAACACUGCCUUCCUGAACAGACGCUGCCUAUACUGGAGGAGCUCCAUCAACACACGGAGCAGCUGGUGCAGGACCAGUACGGCAACUAUGUGAUCCAGCACGUUUUGGAGCAUGGCCGAGCUGAAGAUAAGAGCAAGAUAGUCGCUGAAAUCAGAGGCAAUGUACUGGGACUCAGCCAGCACAAGUUUGCCAGUAAUGUGGUGGAGAAGUGUGUGACCCAUGCGUCACGGGCAGAACGGGCCGUGCUGAUAGAUGAGGUGUGCAGCCUGACUGAGGGCCCCCACAGUGCCUUAUACACCAUGAUGAAGGACCAGUACGCCAACUACGUGGUGCAGAAGAUGAUCGACGUGGCUGAGCCCACUCAGCGCAAGAUCGUAAUGCACAAGAUCCGGCCUCAUAUUUCCACCCUGAGGAAGUACACGUAUGGAAAACACAUCCUGGCCAAGCUGGAGAAAUACUACAUGAAGAAUGGUGUUGACCUGGGUCCUCUCUGUGGCCCUCCCAAUGGCAUCAUGUAAACCGAUUAUUAUUUUUCCCCCUCCGUUCCAGCCUGAAAUCCUUGUCUGCCCUCUGACCUGCCCCUCCCCCGCUCUUCACCUCAUCCUCCUUGAGCUGUCAUGUCUACCAGCCCCACCCUACUGUCCCUGUCUGACCUUCAGGGGGCAUCACGGCCUCUUUCCCCCUUCAAAUCCUGCUCACGAGGACAUUGAGUACCCCUCACCCUUGUUUCCAUGACAACCCUUUGGGAGGAGCCUGUUGCUACAGGCAGCCUUAGUUUUUGUCAGAUAGUGUUGCCCCUCCCCCACCUGUGCCCAGGCCCACUGAAUUGGGGGAGUGAGGGGAGGAGGGCAGGGAAUAGAGAGAGGUGAGGCCUGUUCCGCUCAUCGCUCCACUCCCUCCUGUUUUUGUUUUCUUUAAUUUCCUCUUUUCUGAUAAACUCAAAUCAUUUCACCUUUUGCUACUGCUGCACACACAAUCCUAGUGUCCCUUCCUCCUCCCAUCCUGUUCACCACUAUUAGAUGGAAAGAGUAUUUAAUUUGUCAGACGUCACAGAAUCAUAGAUGAAUAUACACACACACACAUACACACAGCUAACCAGCAGACAGAUCAUUUAGCAUGGGAGAUUCGUUUUCUGGUCUUGCUUCUAUAAAUAUAACGUGUAUACUUGGUGUAGACCUUUGCAUAUAUAUAUAUAUAAAUAUAUAUAUAAAACUUUGUAGUUUUUCUGGUUUUUGAUGUUGAAUCUGUAUCUAUAAUGUAUCCUAGUAGUGACCACAUACUUCUGACUGUAUAAUUGUACAUUUGUAAACCCUUGUAAUGUAAAAGUGCUUUACCACCCUUUUUGGUAUGAGAAGAAAAAGAAAAAAGCUCACUGAAAAAAAUCUUAGAAAAAAACCCCUGUGCAUUUCAGUGUAUAUUCUCACCUCCUUGGUUGUGACAUAUGAGUUGUUGUAUAUUGUAAAUUGUAAUAUCAAAUUUUUGUUUUGAAAAGCCCUUUCUAUACAGCGUAGUACUUGUACAAAGAUUCGCCACGCUUGGUUUUAUCUUUAUCUUGUCACUGCUUAACUUAAGACGUCGACCUCCCACUGACUCCCAAUUGGACAUGUUCUGUUAGACUUAGUGGUGUCUUCUGGUUUAUGUUGAAGGUUUUUUGUUUUGUUUUUGACUUUUUUUUUUUUU